AUUGAAGAAGUUUACAUACCUACAAUUUUACUGUUCUCCAAUAAACUUUCAAAUGUUUGCUUGAAUCACGCAAUUGGAUGUAAGAACACAAACCAUACAUAAACAUAUUGUGACGCAUUAACGUCUCAGCCCAGACCACUAUAAUAUUACAAGAGUCUCAGUCGCUUCGUGUGCUUGUAGCGAUGAGAUUGUCGUGAAAAAUGCGUCGUUUCUGGAUUUUUGUUGUUCAAGUAAUUUUACUCAGUGUUUGCUUGGGGCAAGAGCUGUCUGCUGAGAAAAAGGAUUCAUUUUUGCGUGCAUUAACUGACCAUUUGAAUAGGGAAUAUGGUCAAGAAUAUAUAUACGAAGGGGGCGUCAUCCUAAGUUAUACAAAUAUAGACACCGAUACUUAUCGUAUACAAGUGUUGGUUAACGCAACAAGUAAUGAAAAUGUUCGGGAAAUUCAAACGCGAAACUGCACAGCUGUAUUGAUUGACAAAGAAACCGUAGGGAUCGGAUACUGCGGAUGCAACGACUUGGAGGAAACAAACACUGGAAUAAUUAAAGAGGAUAUUGUAACCCAAGAGGAGAGUAAAGACGGUAGGGUAAUUACAAGUUUAGAUGUCGUCAGUCAGCCUGAACAAAGUAAUGGAAUCAUUAAGGAGGAUAUUGUAUCCGAAGAUGAGACUACAGAUGGCAGUGUACCUUUAGAUUUGAAUAAUCACCCUGGACCUGUCCAUUUGGAAAAUGAAGUUUCUAAUGGUCCGGUCAUGUCAGGCGAGGAGUUCAUUGCUGUACCUCGAGAGAAACCAGCACCCUGUAUAGGAUGUGUCACGCAUAUUGAUCCUCAAGCUGUUGGAGUCACAGACUUGGCGAACCUCGGCGUAAAACAACUGGAUAAAUAUGAACCUAACAUAAGACAUAUUUUAAAUACUGUUCAUAACGUCGAGCGAAUAGUCCAAGUCGUUAGUGGAGUCCGUUACAUCUUAACAAUGUCAGUCGAUUCCUAUAAUUGCUCCGCGACAGAGUCAGAUGCUUGCGAAUUUCAGAAAAUCUGCCGAGUCUCUGUUAUAGAAAAGCCUUGGUUGCACAUCAAAGAUAAGGAUAUUACAGUAAAUUGUUAUUUUGCUGACGCCAAUGAUGACAGUCAGGAAGGGCAAACACACUUUAUUAAUAGAAAGAGACAAACACCGAAUGAAGUGGGAUUCUUAAAAGUAGUGGAUCCCAAUAAUGAAGUUUAUAAAGCCCUUGCAGAAGAAUCAUUAAAAAAUUAUGAUAUACAAUCUGGAGCGCAAAACAGUCAUAAAGUUAUCAAAAUACUUCGCGUAUAUGAGCAACUAAUGCAGGACGUUACUACAUACAUUGAUUAUAUUGCUUCGCCAACAACAUGUUUGAUAGGUGAAAAUCCGCGUAACGAUUGUGAAGUUCUUCACGAACCUCAGGUUUUCUUGAAAUGCCAUGCGCAAAUUUGGAAUCAUGGCGCACUGGAAUCAAAAAAGAUAUUUAUAAAAUGUAAAGUACACAAUACACAGAAGAUGCGUGGAAAACCGGAUAAGUUUAGACCAGAUAUUAGAGAUAAAGUCCAAAAUCUGAGUCUUAACACAAAUAAUCUACUAAAAGAGACGAAGCCUGUAGAGACUAUACGUAAACAUGUUGGAGAAGUAUAUGAACGAGAUCCUGCAGAAGACCAAUUUAGACAAUUAGCUGAGGAAUCGCUGCGACAGCAUAUGCUGGGAUCCCGACUCAAGCUUGUGCAUAAAGUAGUUGAUGUCGAAAGAGUGACUACUCAGGUAGUUUCUGGAGUACAAACUAACUUAGUAUUUACCGUUGCGCCGACAGAUUGUAUAGUAGAUAAUCUUAAAGGAAAAAAAUAUUCAGAUUGUAAGAUAGACGAGUCUAAAGAAAUCCGUUGUUAUUCUAGUGUUUGGGAAAGACCCUGGCUUUCGGACGAUCACAAACGUAUUGAAGUUACUUGUGUUGACAUCGAUGUAGACAUCAAUGAAGAUUUGUUUAUUCGGAAUAUAAACGUAAAAUACAAUAACAGCCCUAAUCAAUCUGGCAAGAGAAACGUUAAGUCAAAAACAAUGAGUCUCGACUUUGAAGAUAACGAUAUUGCAGGUGUUGUUGAUGAUGACACGAGGUCCAAAAGAUUCACCACCGAGGAUGACGACUAUAUAGAGGAAGAAAUAAAGAACUAUUACGCCGAUCGCGCAAUAAGUCAAUAUAAUAGCCAGACAAUUACGAAUAACUUGCAUAAAGUUUUAACUAUACAUGAUGUUCAGCGUAGUGUGCACAUGAAAACUGUGAUGGUGAGAAUGUUCAUGGAAAUUGCUAUGACAUACUGUUUACGUAAGGCAGAGGAGAGAGAUCUUAAUAACUGCGCAGAGAUUGAAGGUUUGCCUCAUAAAAACUGUUUAGUAAAACUAUUUCCUUCACCUGAUGAUGAAUUUGUCGUUAAACAAGUUUCUGUUGUUUGCGAAGACGAUCCACAAAAGUUUGAAUCAUCUACUGGUUUGGAUGUACAUGAAUUCAUAAAGGUUUCGAUAAGAGAACUUGAAAAGUCUACCGAUGUCGUUUAUAAGUUGGUACACGUUGGUGAACCGUAUAUGGUACCUUCUUUGAGAUAUUCUCAACCUAUUAAAGUUAACUUUUUAGUAGCGUCUUCUAAUUGUACUAAAGAUAAAGACCCGUACAGUAGCAAUAAUUGUCAACUUGACUUACAAAGACCACCAAAACCAUGUACAUCUUACAUUUCAUUACAACCGAAUACCAAGAACAUACGAGCAAUGAAAGUAGUAUGUCGAGAUCAAACCCAACGCAAGCGAAGGUCUAUAUCGUUGGAUAAAACCAAUGCUACCAGUGAAGAAUUGGUAAUUCAAGGCUUAGUUCAAGAAUCACUGGAGAAAGUUGAAAUGUCUUCUUUACACCGCUAUAAGCUAAGAGUUUUGUCUAUUAAUAGUUACUCGACCACAAUUACGACGGGCCGUGUGACUACUAUUGACUUCGAUGUCGGCUUCACUAACUGCUUAAAAUACGAGUGGGUUCACAACAUCUCAACUUGCGGCUUCUUAGAGCACUUGCCAAGAAAGCAUUGCCUAUCGGAGGUAUAUGAAAGGCUUUGGUCGAACAAUGGAAAGCAAAUCAAUGUAAAUUGCCAAGACGACGAAACGCCUUUAGAAGCACACAUAGAAUUUGAUAGUCCUAGUAACGCUAUGGAGUUGGCUAACGAAGCUUUAAAGCAUAUUGAAGUCAAAUAUCCUCAUCCGCGAAAACAGAAAGUUGUCAGGAUAUUUUCCUUGGAGAAGCAGGUGGUGGCUGGACUGCAUUAUAGGCUUAAAAUAGAGGUGGGAUUAACUAAUUGCUUCGCGUUAAGCCUUGACGAGAACUGUACGCUUGUCACAGAUGCAGGCAUAAAUAAAUUCUGUCGUGUAAAUAUUUGGAUACGCCCAUGGACUGAUCAUCCACCUGCUUUUAGGGUAGUUUGUGACUACCACGAUGGCGGCACUGAUGACAUUUACCAUCAGAUACAAGCGGAACAAUUGUUCCAUAAUUUUUUGACGAUCUACAAACCCUCCUAUUUGGAGGAUCACGAAGAGCUUAGGAAAAGAUUUGAUAUUUUCAAGAAUAACAUAAAAAGGAUUAAUGAAUUGAAUAUUCACGAACGAGGAACGGCCAAGUACGCUGUAACGAAGUUUGCGGAUUUGACGUAUGAAGAGUUUACCAACAAGUAUUUGGGAUUGAAGCCAAGUCUUAGGGACGAUAAUCAAGUGCCAAUGAGAAGAGCCACUAUUCCGUCUUUAGACAUCCCCGCGAAGUUUGAUUGGCGAGAUUUUAAUGCUGUCACUGAAGUUAAAGACCAGGGAUCUUGUGGAAGUUGCUGGGCUUUCAGCGUUACAGGUAACAUCGAAGGUCAAUGGAAGAUGAAGUCAGGUAAGCUUGUGUCUCUCUCGGAGCAGGAGUUGGUGGAUUGUGACACCAUGGACCAGGGUUGCAGUGGAGGAUUGCCGGAUAAUGCUUACAGAGCCAUAGAACAAUUAGGUGGUCUAGAGACAGAGACCGAUUACCCGUACGAAGGUGAAAACGACAAAUGCGUGUUUAACAAAACAAUGGCGAAGGUUCAAAUAAGUGGCGCCGUCAAUAUUUCUUCUAACGAAACCGACAUGGCGAAGUGGUUGGUGCAGAAUGGACCUAUUUCUAUAGGUAUAAACGCGAACGCGAUGCAGUUCUACAUGGGCGGUAUAUCCCACCCGUGGCGUGUGCUCUGCAGCCCCACGAAUUUGGAUCACGGCGUGCUCAUCGUGGGAUAUGGUAUUAAAGAAUACCCGCUCUUCAAGAAACGUCUUCCGUACUGGACAAUAAAGAAUUCAUGGGGAGCGUCAUGGGGUGAACAAGGUUAUUACCGCGUGUUCCGAGGAGACGGCACCUGCGGCGUCAACCAGAUGGCUAGUAGCGCUGUCAUUUAACCUUAAAAGGUUAACUCGGGCAUCAUGGCGAAGGUGUUAUAAUGUUAUAUGAUUCUCAUCGGCUUGUUUAAGAAGUAUAUUUGCCAAAUUAUACUCUGUAAAAUUUAGCUUAAUUAAAAUGGCUAGUCUGCAAAAUUAAGACGACGUAUAUUUAUAACAGCAAUUCUCAAAUAAACAAUAAUUAUUUUACAUAUUUACGUUACCAUUAACAUACAAUAAUCAAAAUCCACAAAUCAUUGACACAACACUGUUCGAGGUAAUUCAUUACGCAAUAUUAUUAAUGUUUAUUUUUAUAACUUGCAUUUUAAAGUUACGUCUGACGGAAAAUAUUUUGUGAUGGGACACAUCUAAAAUAUAGAAUCGAUCAAUUCAUACAGAGAAAUGAUUUGACGGUAUUUUUUUAAAUGUUACUUGUUUUGGUCUACUUUGUGUUAUUUUCAGCGAAAUUAGUGAAUUUUAUUCGAUAUGGAUCAAUAAACUACAAUUAACGAAAUUAAUCUAUUCUCUUAAUGAAACUAGUCUAUUCGUCACCAUUCGUGUGGCAGACACUUAAUGAAUUAUACGAGUUGAUUUUAAUAAUUGCCAUGAAAUUAUAACACUGUUAUAAAUAUGUCAGUAUACUACAGACGAUAUAUUUUAACAUCGACUGUCGCUUUUACUGAUUGUGUCCCAUCACUGGUUCAUGAAGUUUCGCAUUUUAAUCAAGCUAAGUUUUACGGAGUUUGACAUUUUGACAUUGUCAUUUGCUGCGUGCCUUCUAAUUGUCUGCUUGCACUCUACGAAACAGUUGAUCAACAUUAACUGACAUUUCGCUAUUGUGACAAUACGUUGAUAUAUUGAUUUAAACGUUCACGAUUUUCAUAUAUUAUUUUGAUUUUAAAAUCUGGAUUUAAUCGUGUAAAAAAAAUAUAUUUUACCUCGAUGUUUCGGACGUGUUGCAACGUCCAUGGUGUCCAAGGGACUAGAGAUUUCAAAAUGAAAUAAAAUACGUGCAUAAAUUUAUUCAUUGCUUUUAAGAAAAGAAUCUCUCAGAAAUUGAAUCACUAAUAGGCACUGCCCUGAUAGAAACCACGACCAAUCACUAUUCUGCCAUUGUUUGCGUAUUUUAGUACUGUAUUGAGUAAUUUAAAUUAAAAGCAUUCUACACUUCGUUUCAAUCAAUUUUGAACGGAAAGUAAAUAAACAAGUCACUGACCCGACCUUAGACGGUUUAGUGAUGGGCAAUUGUAAUGCCAAGUACAAAUCGAUUAAUUCAUUGAAUGAAUCGAUUUGUUCAAUUGAGUGAUACUAGCAGUUUUCCUCACAUAAUAUAUAUAAGCAUAUUUAAAAUUUCCGAAAUCUUAAUUUUAAAUCGUCCUUCAAAUUACACUUAGAUACUUGUUCGAUUGCGAUUGAAAUAAUCGAUUUACUAAUCGAUUACAAAAACUUGAAUUGAAUGAACUGAUUUUUUUUCCUACAGCACUAUGCAACCAUAGACAAGUCGUCAUACUUGUAUAGUUGAAAAAUAACUUCACUUUUGGACUGCCAGUUUUCAAAUAUGAUUUUACGAUGCUAUUCAAAUGAAUAUUGUUAGAAAAAGUGAUGAGAUAUCAAGUCAAAAUCUUCGAAAUAUUCGUGAAAGUGUUACUUAUUCAAUUUAUUGAGUGAUAGC
Hyposmocoma kahamanoa is the source of this 6093-nucleotide messenger RNA. RefSeq lists its product as uncharacterized. Gene Ontology annotation, cellular component: lysosome. Gene Ontology annotation, molecular function: cysteine-type endopeptidase activity; cysteine-type endopeptidase inhibitor activity. The record is from RefSeq and is a predicted model, not a curated record. Bases 201 to 4442 code for a protein of 1413 amino acids. NCBI's taxonomy places the organism in Eukaryota, Metazoa, Arthropoda, Insecta, Lepidoptera, Cosmopterigidae. The transcript has 9 exons.